Molecule: messenger RNA, 1500 nt
Organism: Diatraea saccharalis (sugarcane borer)
Lineage: Eukaryota; Metazoa; Arthropoda; Insecta; Lepidoptera; Crambidae
Source: the annotation of a GenBank genome assembly
UGUAGUCUGGUUUUAUUAUUUGAACUUAUUUAUUAUAUUUGAAAUUAUAAAUCCUCAAUCACUAUCCAAAACACAUAUGUUUAAUUAUUAAAAAUGACCAUAUUACUAUUUUAAAGAUGAUUGUCAGUUUUUUUUUUCAAUUAUACACUUGAACUUUAGAAAACUCAUCUAUGGUGACCGAGAGCUUUUAGGUCAGGGAUGGUGAACUAUGAAUUAUGCCCUGACGUGCCAUUACUUCUGACAAAAUAUUUAAUGAGGUCAUAGACAUGCCAUUAAAUAAUUAAUGGAAAAAUUGUAAUAAAUUCUAUCAUCUAUUGUUCUAUCUAUAUUAAAUAAAACUAUUUGCGCCAAAAAAAUAUACAUUUUGCAAUGUUUCGUUUAGCUAAUUUUAUAUUAAUUUAAAUUACGUAUGUUACUCAAAACUAUUUACCCCAAAAUAAGGUACAUUUUGCAAUAUUUUAUAUUCAUUUAAAUUAGAGGUUGGACGAAUAUUAAUAAUAUUUUGCAAAAGAAUGCUCACAAGAAUAUGAGAAAUGGCUCAAGGAACAAGAUAAUCUGGAGAAAUUUGAAUAUGACCAAAUUGAAAAAUCAAAUAUGCAAGAACAUGCGAAGUGGAUGGAAGCUGAAAAAAAUACCAUGGAACAGUGGAACAUUCUUCAGGAGAGAAAAAGACAUCAACUUCAAGAGUAUCUGCAACAAGAAGCAAAAUUAAAAUUGGAAUGGGAAUUAGAACAGAAAAGAAAAAAAGAAGCAGAAGAAAAGUUAAAGGAGAUUGAAGAAGAAAAAAAGAAGCAGCAACAGAUUUUUAUGUCAAAAUUAGAACAGUUUUUGGCUGGUGACUCGACAGAGCCUCCUCCGGAACUCCUUAUUUCACAUGAAACUAGACCAAAUGUGGACAAUUGCCCAUUUUUCUUAAAAACUGCUUGUUGCCGUUUUGGUGAUCAAUGUUCAAGAAAUCAUCGGUAUCCUGGUAUUAGUAAUGUUCUCUUAGCGCCUAAUUUUUAUGUUCACUUUGGAUUAAAUAACUCCAAUUUCAGUGAAUAUGAUACAGAUGUGAUGUUGGAAUAUGAAGAUAGUGAUACACAAAAAGAGUUUCUUGAGUUUUUCAAUGAUGUUUUGCCAGAAUUUGAAAAAUUUGGUAGAGUUACUCAAUUUAAGGUAUGUAAUAAUUACGAGAAACAUCUUCGUGGUAAUACGUAUGUUGAGUACGCAGAGCUUCGUUGUGCCUUAGCAGCUUAUAGAUCUUUGCAUUGCCGGUGGUAUGGUGGAAGACAACUCUCUCUACAAUUCUGUUUUAUCGAUUCGUGGAAAAAUGCUAUAUGUGGGCUCGCAUCAAGAAGGCGCUGUCCAAAAGGUCGCGCAUGUAAUUUUUUACAUGUAUUUAGGAAUCCUAGAAGGUUUUAUGAAGAUUAUAAAUUUGAACAUAUCAGGUCAGUAAACAUGCCUCAUUUUAAAAAAAACGUAAGUAUAGUAAAACAGCUAACAUGACUUACCGAUAUA